Molecule: messenger RNA, 5645 nt
Organism: Hylaeus volcanicus
Lineage: Eukaryota; Metazoa; Arthropoda; Insecta; Hymenoptera; Colletidae
Product: box A-binding factor-like
Exons: 8
Coding region: 517-2874 (785 amino acids)
Biological process (GO): positive regulation of transcription by RNA polymerase II; negative regulation of transcription by RNA polymerase II; cell fate commitment
Molecular function (GO): RNA polymerase II cis-regulatory region sequence-specific DNA binding; zinc ion binding; DNA-binding transcription factor activity, RNA polymerase II-specific
Source: RefSeq, a predicted model, not a curated record
AGACUAAUAGAGUGCAACUACUAGAGAAUUAACCACUUCUGUCUCUAAUAAACCGCCACCUAGCUACAGAAUCGCUAUUAUAGAGCCAAUAGGGGAUGGAAAGGCCCAGUAGGGGGAAUAUUGCAAGAGGUUGGCCACCCUUCCAACAAUCCGAGGCGACCAAAGGCGGUCGCAGCAAACAAUAUGGCGGCCAGCGCCGAAGAAAUGUGAAAGUAGAUCGAUGGCGCGUUUCUGCGCGCACGCACACGCUGUUCCAAUCGUGGUCGGUCAAUAUUUGAAUCGAAGCUUCGGUGCGACACUACCAGGCGGCAGCCGUUCCGGAUCGUCGACGCACCUUGGCAGCGCACCUGUGUCAACCAGCGUCGCGCUUCUUUGCCAUCCUCGCUCUCGAAUCGUAACGUAACCGCGACGGCCCCCGCGAGUCGGCACUCGACUGUCGACGCGACACAGAUUGGAGCCGCUCUUCGACGUCCACGAGACACCAACUGCUAUCCUUGCUCCUCGGUUAGGGACACCAUGAAGGAGGCACUGGUGAAGCGAGAGAUCAAGCGCGAGUGGGAUGACGGCCAAGCGGAGGCAGCAUCCCCAAGGAUGACAGUCGCGGAAGAACCGGCGGAGAGUCCUCGCACGGUUAUCACGGCGCGAAGACACGUGCGUACUAUCACGACCGCAGGACAGAUAACCGAGUCGGUCCCGGAACCCGAGCCGGAUUCGCCCGAUGCCAGCAGCGUGAUAUCCGGCAAUAUUCAGCUCGAGGCGCAGCAGCACCACCAUCACCAUCACCAUCACCAGCAUCAUCUUCAGCACGCCUCGGUCGAGCAACAGCACAGGCAAUCCCGACCUCGGGGGUACCAGGAAGACGAACAACAGCAGGACAGCCACCACUUCGUGCAGAUCUCUCAGGCUGACGGGGACGGGCAACAGCAUCGCUCCGGAGAGCAACGAGUCGUUUACUUGACCACUAACGGCCAGGAGGUGCAGGUCGAGGUGUCCGAUACUGUGGAUCCUAAUACGCUCACCGUCAAGGAGCAGGCCAGGUACGAUUCGGCAGGCACAGACAGACCGGACUCGAACGGGAUGUACACCUACACGACAGACGGACAGCAGCUCCGAAGGGAGAACCACGCGAUCGUGGUUCAGACGCAAGAAAGACGGGCAUCCUCGGUCUCCAGCGCCCAGCAGAGGUACAGUCCCCGCGAGACCAAUCAGUCCAGCGGAAACGGAACGACAGGAAGGACCUACCAUCAAGAUUCCCCAGUUCUGGUCCCCAACAGCGAGGAUUACGAGGGACCCAUGGUGAGCAGAUCCAACGCGGCCACCAGCAACGUCCAGCUGGGUUCACCUGUCCCCCCUUACUCUCCCCCGAUCGGUGAGGGGAUUCGUGGCGCCAGUAACCAGCAACCACCCAACCAGCCUCAGCAUCACCUGGUACCUGGCUACGCGGACGCUGGUACCGCUAAUAUCAAGUAUGAAACGGACGCUUCCAACGCCGCUGCGGCGGCAGCCGCCGCUGAACGAUUCGCCGCGGUGGCAGCCGCCGCCUCGGACAACAUCAAGGUGUCCAGCACCUACACCACCCUCGAGACCGUAGCUAUCCCGCCCUCACAGACGGUCCAGUACGCCGCUCAGUACAUAUCCGGAAGCGAGACCUUCCAGCAGGCGCCUACAUACACCUACGCCAAGUCUGGCGAUCAGCUGAUCCUGACGUACCCCACGCCUGCUCAGCUCACGUCUAGAGUGGGAGGGGUGGAUCCUCCAGGGAGCACGUACAUCAAGGGCGACCCAACCCUGGCCUCUUCCUUGGGCACAUCUCGUGGCGUGCCGAUCCACUACGAGCAGCCCGGUUCCCCCAGCUCUCAAUUGAGCCUGUACGGAAGUAGCGCCGGUUCCUAUUCGUACGCGAAACCAACCGCCUCCGCGGAGUACUGGUCGACCCCCGGGACCCCUUCGCCGCCCACGUUCGAGUGCGUCCAGGGCUACCAGGGCGUCGCGGCGAUCUCUGUCAGCGACGCCGCGAAUAUACAGCUGUACUCCGGAGGCGGAUACAGCGUGUCCUCUGGGAGCGCAGGGGCACCGUCCCCCUGGGCAGGGUUACCGCUGGCGGGCCCUGACGAUGGUUUCGACGGAACGAUCGUCACCACCGAUCCGAAAGAGUGCUCCGGUUGCUCGGCCCUCGCCACCGUUUGGAGGAGGGACGAGACGGGACAUUACUACUGUCACAACUGCGUUUACAGCAAGGCGAACGGGAUGAGCAGGCCCGCCAUGAGAUGCGGCAAACCUAAGCAACCCGUUGCACCGACGGGCGUGAGGAGGACAGGGGUGCAGUGCGCGAAUUGCAGGACGAGCAACACCACCCUGUGGAGAAGGAACAAUAACGGUGAGCCCGUCUGCAACGCCUGCGGACUCUACUUCAAGCUGCACAAUGUAAACAGGCCGCUCAGCAUGAAGAAGGAGGGGAUACAGACGAGGAAGCGGAAGCCAAAGAAUCACUCGGGGAUGAGCGGAAGUCUGGCCGGGCCCAGCAGCAUGCACAAGACCGAGAUUAAGUCUAGCUUACUCGUGGACUCGAUGCAGUUGAACGUGUACAGGAGCGGUGGCAGCGGUAACGGGGGCGGGGUCGGUGUCGAGAGCGAAAGCGGAAGUGGAAGCGAAGGAGGAAACGGAGGUUCCGAGGAGAGACGACCUCCUGUAGGUACGCCAACCACGGCGCAAUUGGGGCACGCGCACUCGCCCCUUGCGUUACCCACCGCCGCCGUCCUCAACCGUCAAACCACCCUUACCGUGCCACCACUAGAACCAAUCGCUAGUCAGUCCAGCGGCGACCUAAUCUCGGUUAUAACUUCCACGACGGCGAUCCACGCCGAGAGGACGUAAGAAGAUUGUGACACGGCGAGAAUUGGAACGAGAGGGAUACACACAGUGUGAAUGGAAAUGUCGGACACUUUCUCUAGAUUAAUUGUAUCCGCGAAAUGAAUGGAAAAGGUCUCUUACUAUUUUCCAAUACGAGGUUCCGUUUCCAAGACAUCAGCGGUUGAAGUUCACGUGUGCGAUGUUUGGGGCACGACAGGUUCGACUAAUUGGACGGUCCGAGCAAUUACAGGUAGAAACGUUGUAGUAAUUCGUUUUAUGUUUAAUCGUUUUACAAGCUGUGUAGGAAGAAUUUUUCGUAUUUUCCUCCCGUGAGUUGGUGCAUGAACAGUUAUCGUGGCAGAGCUGAUACAGUCUAGCACGUUUUCCCUGAAAAUUGAAUUUCAAUCGAAUACAGCUCGCAGGGUUGAAAGUAUGCAAGGAAAGUACAUUUUGAGUGCUUUUAAUGAAAAUAGAAUUUUUAUCUGGCCCCUUGAAGACCGAGACCAGCUUUGCACGUUAAUAGAUGUCUGAGUUACCAUGUUUACCCAUGUUAACCAUGUUUGCAUGUAUUACCUACCAACACACUUCUAUGGAAUCUAUCAUAUUUCUGGUUUCAAUGAUCCCAUAUACAACUCUUGUGUUCUACGAUUCUAACCUUGUACAUUUCGAAUUUUCCUUUCGAUUUAAGCUCGCUAACUGAAUUAUAUUCAUUUAUUUUUCCAAUUCGUGUUACCAUAAGCGAAACUUGAACUGAAUUGCAUAAGACACUGUCAGUCACAAUGAUAAAAGGAUUUUUCACAUAUCGGUAACACUUACCGAUAAUUCCAGUCGGUAAUGAUCCCCACGCGAUACACCUGAAUAUUUCUCUCUCUCUCUCUCCCUGUAAAAUUAAGAAUGCGAUAGAACGCAAUACAAUUCGCACGCCUUAUUCGCUAACUUUCAAAAAACGAAACAACGCAAAGGCUCGACAAUCCUAAUCUCUACGUAUGGCAUGGUAAAUAAUAGAAACGAAUUCCACGUUAGCUCAUCGCUCGCGUUGCACCUUCGAUUUCUAUGCAAGUAGUAAUAAAGACAGAAAAUAAUUUCGCGGUCAGCGCCACCAGAGGUUUCUGUUUUAUAACAUUUCUAGUAGGACAUCACGUGACACAGCCUGAUUCAAAUCAGUGUCUGUCGUGCAGUUGAAUAGAGUCAGUGGCUAGGACAAACGCGGGAAUCGAAAUUCGAUCCUUUACUCGCCGUAAAUAAAAUAGGCUAAUUGAACGGGUGUAACGUAACCUCGACGACAGACGCGACUUCCCGCGAGCAUCGAGUGUUUACGUCCUGUGUCGUUCCGGUCGUUCGACUUUCGAGGCAGUUGAUUGUUCACCUUCGCGACGCGUGAUUGAUAGUUUGCGGUAGCCAUUGUUCUCUAGACAGUCGAAACGAGGAUAAUCGUCUGAAACAAUGUCUCCUGCGUCUUGUUACUUGCAUCGAAACUGUCACAAGAUGUGCGUGCGUGUGUGUGUGUGGAGAUCAAAAAGUCGAGCAUUGAAUAGAGGUUAUUUGCACUUGAUUCUAUGUACAAGGGUGAAGGGACAAACGUGUGUCGCGUACAAGCAUUGCGGUUUACUAAUAGACGAGAGACGAUGUAGCUUUAAAAGUGAUGCUAGAUGACAUCAAAGAUUUUGUUCAUUACGAUUGAUAGUUUGAUUCGCGAGCGGUUAGGUAUGGCGAGUGCACGCGUGUAAAAAGAACAAUCCAGAAGUCGAACCUGUCGAUUCGAACACUUCGCGGUCCUACGUCGAGCAAGGUUGGAGAAUACUAUACCGAGAUCGGAUAACGAAACCCUGAAUUGCAGAAUGGUGAGUGAUCUUCUCCCUUGACACGUAGAAUUUGUCGUGAAUAAAAUUAACACGGUCUUGUUGAUGUACAUGUACAAUAUUAGCAAUGUUAUAAUAUGUAAUUGUAAUUACAAUAUAUUUUGCUAAUAUUUAUAGUAAUAGUAAUGCAGCUAGAUCAACGUUUAGCGAUUUAUACGCGAUGCUAUCGAAUAGCGGAAUUUUCAUUUGGUCAUCGUGAAAUGUUACGUUCUAUUUUAGCCUAUUUCAUACUAUUUCGCUCUGUAAUGAGUAACGAGUUAUUCUUUAUUCGCUGUUAGACAUUUGUAUUGAAAUUAGAAUUUUACCCAUGCACGCCAUCGAAUUGGCGUCGUUUAAGCGACACGGGCGCCAUCUUGUUGAGCGUCUGUUACCGACUGUAGACCUCGGCACUAGAAACUAGCGAUUCGAGUACCUACAGCGAACGAAAAUAUUAAAUUAUUCAAGCAAUCCUAUUUUCGUUUAACGUUCGCUCGUUUUUAUUACGAAAGCGAUUGUUGAUAUCAUGCUCGCAUAGUCGCAAUUUCAAGAUUGUACGAAAAAGGACAUCGAAAGGUCGUCCUUUUGUUCCUAUCCUGUCCCAUUGGUACAUUUAUCGCGAAUAGAUCGUGAUUAUCGCAAUUAUGUGACACACGUUUUGAUUCGACCAUGAUUUAUCCAAGCGAGGUACACUCGAGUACGUUUUUACCGAUCGCGGUCGAUAAUUUCGAUGGAUAAGUCGUGGAUCGUUGGAGGACUUCGCCCUCUGUGGGAGGAAGUCAAAAAUUUGCACUUUUUUACCGACAUUGGGCGCCAUUCGUUAAGUAAUCAUGAUCGAUUCGUGUUCCUUUAGAUCGGAGAACUUUAAAGAGGUGUUGUACACGUAUAACUAUUAAUGUAAAUCGAAAGAUUCUGUAUUUGUGAUUUGUAAAUAUAGUUAAGACGGAAUUAUGAAUGGGU